ACUCGCACCGGCACUGCGGCUGGGACGUCUCUCGCUCUCUCUCUCUCUCUCUCUCUAAUCUCUCCCCUCCCUCCCUCCUCUGCCUCUCUCUAACGCUACCUGACUCCCCUCUGUCCUCUCCUCUCCUCGUCUGUCCCGCAGCACUGACAAACUGCUUUUGUAGCUGCAUCACCUCCUGAGCAGCCCUCACCCUCUUUCUACCCCGUCUUCCUUUCUUUUCUGUCUUCCCCCCUUCCACCCCGACUUUGUUGCCAAAAUGUAUCGGAACCCGUGGAUCUCGAAUUACCUGACUCAUGUCAAGUUUUGCAGCCAAGGACUUGGGAGUGAGACGGCCCUUAAACUAAGCAACCCCAGAUUGCUGCAGAAGAGAGCUUUGAGCUUCCAGAAAGAAUUCUCCCUCGACGAAAAAGACGACCCAGCAAAAAGCACCAAGGAUAUAGAUGUUAGUCUCUUGGCCAAUCUCCCCAAAGUCUCUGAAUUGAGGAAACGAUUUGAAGGCAUAACCACAAGCACAAGUGACUGGGAAAUGAACAGAAAGGAGCGUAUCGCUCGGCGGUUGGAGGGCAUAGAGGCUGAGGUGCAUCCGUCUCUGCUGCCUAGCCUGGUGGCCAACCGGCUUCUGGAGGAGGACACGCCGCGAUACACCAGGGCCUCUGAUCCCUGUGAGCCCUGUGGUGUUACAGUCCAGCGGUACGGCACGGAGGGAUUCGAAAGCCCAGAAAUGCAGCUGACGGCUCCAGAGCGACAGUCCAGAGCUCUCUGCAGACCUGACCCCCAGUCCUCCAUCCACACAGAGCCCAUCUACACUUCCACCACCGGUGCCCCCGAGCUCGAGUCCAAGGUCGAACGCAUCGCCCGCUACAAGGCGGAGCGGCGCCGGCAGCUGGCCGAGCGCUACGGCAUCUCUUUAGAUCAGGAGCCAGACUCGGACCAACCCCCCCGCCCUCAAGCUCGCACCCGGAAGGACUCGGAAGGCUCGGAGAGGAGAAUCCGAGGGGAGUCAGCGGGGGAGGACGGGAGGGACAUCGCCCCGAGUUCAUACACCUCCACCACUAGCCCGAGGGUCGGACGCACGGCGCCGCAGCACCCCGACCCGAGUUACGAGAUGAGUCGGACCAGGGUGGACUCGUUCUCGGAGAGGGAGAGGCUGAUGAACCUGGAGAAUCAACGCAGAGCCGCUCCUCCCGAGCCUCCGUCCUCUUCCUCGUACAUGGAUGUGACAUCGCUGUCAUCAGCUGCCAAGGUGCCCGCCAAGGACUGUUCCGUCACGGGGAUGCCACCCAGUUCACCCAAGAUGAGCAGGCACGCUUCCCUUUCGUCACCUAAACACGGGGCGUCUCCUGGGGACCUAUUCAUCGAGCAGCAGGCCCACAGCAUCCUCAGCAGGCAGGGUGCGACGGCGAAACCGAGCACUGAUUGGUUCCUCCAGACCGAUGCUGAGGGCGACACCCAUUCCCUCAUCAACUGGCCCUCGAGAAUCAGAGUUAGGGAGAGGCUUGCCCGGGAGGAAGGCCGCCAGAGGAGCCCAGAGCUGGGGAAUGUUACAGAAGCCCCGGUUUACCGCAGACCCCAAACCCAACCCUCCACACGCUACCACACAGACCCACCAGGCCCCCAGCAGGUUUACUCCCAUCCCCAGCAUCACCCCCAGGCUCAGCUCACCCGUCCCGCGCCGCCGGGAGGACAAGAAGUCGGCGGUUACCCCAGUUACCUGUCCAUGGCCUCUGGUCCCACAUCAAGAGGAGGGCAGCAGCAGCAGCAGGAGGAGGAAGAGACUGAGGAGUCUGAGGACGUGAAGACAGAGGGCCUUCUGAGGAGCAGGCAAGCAGUGCUGCCCUCCGAGAUCCGCCGCAGGGAGAAGAGCACCGAGGACCCCCGGCGAGGACGGGGGGAAGAGGAGCUAGAGAUGUCCAGGGCGCAGAGUCUCAGCCAGGCGAGGGAGGUUGAGCCAGAGGAUCCCGCGAGAGGAGGACACAGAAGCAGAGCCAGGUGGGACGAAACGGAGCACACCUCCCGUCCGCAAGCGUCAGAGAGCAGGCCCAGAGAGCGGGAAAACGCCAUUUAUGUCCACAAAGGGGCGGCCGCCAAUGUCCUGCCCAGAGCGGCACAAGGAAGCUCCGCUACAGCUCGGAGCAGGUCGGUGUCGGACGCCGGGGAUCCACGAGGGCUCAGUCAGAGGAACCCGCAGCACCACGAGCCCCGAGAGGUCAGGGAGGGGGAGGGCGAAGGAAUCGGUAACCGAGAGAGUCACCAGGACAGCCGGGUGUCCGUGGCCCAGCUCAGACACUCCUACAUGGAGAGCGCCAACACCACCACCACCACCCCUCCGACCAGCCGGAGGAAUGACCUUGAGGUUGAAGGGGACGGGGCCCUCGCAGGCUCUGGGGCCCUCGCAGGCUCCGGGGCCCCAUGGAGAGGGGAGAGGGAAAGGGGGCGCAGGCCCCGGCAGUAUAUCUAUCCCGGGGAGAGUAGACAGACCUCAGAGAGGUUUAGGACGCAGCCCAUCACUUCCGCUGAGCGCCAGGAGACCGAUAGGUCCUGCGUGAGUUCCAAUCUCCCUUCCACUGAAGCUGAUGAAGAGACGCUAGAUGAACGGGCCAAGCUGAGCGUAGCAGCCAAGCGCUCUCUCUUCAGGGAGCUGGAGAAGAGCAUUGAUGGAGGAGCUCCUAAACCACGCUCCAGGAACGCAGCUGUGGACCGGAGACUGAGACGGACACAAGACCGAUCCAGAACUCAGCCCGUCACCACUGAGGAAGUAGUCAUCGCCGCCACCGUGCCCACUCACGUGCCACACACGGUGACUGUUCACACUGCUGCAGCACGCGUCCCUAGCCCCACCCUAGUUCGCAGCACUAUCCCGCCAUACAGACUGCGGGCGUCCUCGCAGCAGAGCGCAGCCGCUCGGGAGCAGGCGCGGGAGGCCCGGCAGUUGCAGGAUACACAGGAGGUCCAGCGCUCUAAGCCGGUGUCCACAGUGGAAGGAAAAGAUCCGAACCAGAGUCAGAGUCAGAGCCAGGACGAGCCUGACCUCAGCACCCUCAGCCUGGCGGAAAAGAUGGCGCUGUUCAACAGGCUGGCUCAGCCCCCCAUCAGGGUCACCCGCACCAGAGCGGACACCCGGCAGCGCAGGGCCAACGCUCGCUACCAGACACAACCCAUCACGCUGGGCGAUAUGGAGCAGGAGCCUUCAGACAUAGACGUCAGGGAUGAACAGGAGCUGUGUGACAGCCCAGUAGAGCUCCUACAACUUCACAACGGAACAGGCUCUCGGUCGGGACAGCCCCCCACUUCAUCGUCCUCCUCUGCUCUGAGAGAAGGCACCGUCUCCUCCGACCACGCCGGAGACAUCCACAUACCCAGAGCAGCAGCAGCAGCAGCAGCAGCAGCCCGGGUGGAACCCCUUCUUCCUCCCCCCAGCUCUGACAGGUCUCUGCCCCCCCAUCACCACCACCCAGACGGCCCCCCCUGGAGAUCCCAGGACUCGGCAGACCACCAGAGGUACCAGAUCUCAGACGGUCAAGCUGAUCUGGGAGGAGGGAAGAGGAAGCUGCCCUCUCCGGAGAGAGCAGCCAGGCAGGCCGUUCUGCCACAGCCCCACAGUGGAAGAGAGAGGAGGGACAAGGAGGAGGAGGUGGAGGAGUGGCUGGCCAAAGGGUGGGGAGAGCGAGCCGGGCAGAGCUCGGAGAGCCACAUGCUCCAGGAGAGGCAGGAGGCGUAUCAGAGGGAGGAAACACACUACCAGGACAGUCAGAGGAGCAGGGCCUUCAGUGGAGAGCUGCCACCGGAGUCCACCGUGGUAACAUCCAGAGCAGCAUCCGGUUCGCCUGGCAGUGCGGACGCACACGCAGACAGCCUGGUUCACCCCGAGGAGGGAGAGGAGCUGAGCGACGCGAUGAUGGCCAGACACAUGUCCAUCAGAGACAGAGUGGCGUUGUUGAAGAAGAGCGGCGAGGACGACUGGAGGAACCGGAUCAAUAGGAAGCAGGACGCGAUGAAGGUCGCCGUGAGCGAACAGCAGGCUCAGCUCUGGGAGGUGGAGCAGAGCUUCAAGAAGAAGGACGACGAAGAACUGAUGAUGAUCGAUGAGUUCGCUGUGUCCGACCAGCUAUGGGAGCCGGUCUUUGCCUGUACUUUCUCUCCUCCUCCUGAGCCUCCUUUCCUAUCUCCUUCCCCUGAUGAGUCAUUCAGCCAGACCAUCAGAUCUCCCAGACCCGUGCAGGUGGAUGAGAGACACCCCUGGAGACGGAAGAGGAUAGCCGAGGCUGAGAUGGAGUGCCAGAGCAUCGACGCUCAAAUGUCCAUCCAGGAGAGGAAACAGCUAAUAGUGGCCCAAGAGGAGGCCUGGAAGACGAAGGGCCACGGAGCCGCCAACGACUCCACCCAGUUCACUGUGGCUGCACGCAUGGUGAAGAAAGGGUUGGCCUCCCCGACAGCUCUCCAGUCUCCAGCGUCCUCAAAACCCAAGAACAGCAGCCUGGCCAUCUCCAAACCACAGGAAGACGUGGAGGAGAUGUCUGAUAUCGAAGAGAUCAAAGCCGUACCAGAUCUGAACCUGGAGUCGGACUUGAAGCUGGAUAAACUGGAGUCAUUCCUCGGCAAGCUCAACAGUAAAGUGUGCGGACUGCCAGAAGCAACCAUCACAGUUACACAGAAGAAGGUAAAGGAAGUGAUGACCCUCGAAGAUGAAACUUUCUCCAAGUUCUACCGCCAAGUGGAGGAGUUCCCCGCCAACACCAACAAGGUGGAGAUAGACGACGACUUCGACGCCAUCUUCGGUCCCCAGGAGCCAAAGCUGACCUCGGAGAUGGUGCGGCACAGGCGAGCGGUGCGCCCGACGCGUAACGUCCAGGCGUCCAGGAACCCUCUGAAAAUGCUGGCCGCCAGGGAGGACAUCAGGCACGAGUACACGGAGCAGAGGCUCAACAUCGGCCUGCUGGAGAGCAAGAGGAUGAAGGCGGAGAAGAUGAGUAAGAACUCUGGUUUCUCUGACGUGGCUCUGGCCGGUCUGGCCAGCAAGGAGAACUUCAGCAGCGUCAACCUGCGCAGCGUCAACAUCUCCGAGCAGAUGACCAACAACAGUGCCGUGCCGUACAAGAAGCUCAUGCUGUUACAGGUCAAAGGCCGACGGCACGUCCAGACCAGGCUGGUGGAGCCCAGAGCGUCCUCCCUGAACAGCGGCGAUUGUUUCCUGCUCAUCACGCCACACCACUGCUUCAUCUGGACCGGAGAGUUCGCCAACGUCAUCGAGAAAAACAAGGCUUCAGAGUUAGCAAACUUCAUCCAGAGAAAGAGAGAUCUAGGCUGCCGGGCUAACUACGUCCAGGUCAUCGAGGAGGGCGGCGGCGCUCACAGCCAUGCCGCCAAGGAUUUCUGGAAGAUUGUGGGAGGGCAGUCGACUUAUCAGUCUGCAGGGACACCGGAUGAAGACGAGCUGUACGAGGGUGCCAUUGUGGAGACCAACUGUAUUUACCGCCUGAUGGAUGACAAACUAGUCCCAGAUGAUGAUUUUUGGGCCAAGGUGCCCCGUUGUUCCCUGCUCGACCCCAAGGAGGUUUUGGUGUUUGACUUUGGCAGCGAGAUGUACAUAUGGCACGGAAAGGAAGUGACGCUGGCACAGAGGAAGGUAGCCUUCCAGCUGGCCAAGCACCUGUGGAACGGCACCUUCGACUACACGAACUGUGACAUCAACCCGCUCGACCCGGGAGAGUGCAACCCGCUCAUACCCAAGAAAGGUCAGGGUCGACCUGACUGGGCGGUGUUCGGCAGGCUGACUCAGCACAAUGAAACCACCCUGUUCAAAGAGAAGUUCCUGGACUGGAGCGACUCCAGAAAAUCACCAAGUCCCACAAGAACCAACGACCACAUCGCCGAUCAAAAGGACCAGUCCACCUCUGAUCAGCCCCACGCGUACGACACCUCGCUGAUGCUGCCCCUGUACGAGGCGCCCGUCUGCACCAAACUGGACGGGUUCAACGUGGGGCGGGGCUACGGCCUGGUGGAGGCGGAGGAGUGGCGGAGCUACGAGAUCAGCACGCUGGCGGUGGAGGUGUGGCACAUCCUGGAGUUCGACUACAGCCGCCUGCCGCGCCAGAGCAUCGGGCAGUUUCACGAGGGCGACACAUACGUGAUGAAGUGGAAGUACAUGGUCAGCGCUGCAGUCGGGAGGAGACAGAAGCCGGAGCAGCAGAAGACGGCGGGGGCCGGCAAGGAGAAGUGCUGCUACUUCUUCUGGCAGGGCCGCAACUCCACCGUCAGCGAGAAAGGAACGUCGGCGCUGAUGACGGUGGAGCUGGACGAGGAGCGGGGAGCACAGGUUCAGGUGCAGCAGGGUAAGGAGCCUCCGUGCUUCCUGCAGUGUUUCAAAGGAGGGAUGGUCGUCCACUCAGGGAAGAGAGAAGAGGAGGAGGAAAACUCCCAGAAUGACUGGCGUCUGUACUGUGUGCGGGGGGAGGCGGAGGUGGAGGGCCACCUGCUGGAGGUGGCCUGUCACUGCAGCAGCCUGCGCUCCAGGGUCUCCAUGGUGCUGCUGCGCAUCAGCCAGGCGCUCAUCUACCUGUGGCACGGCUGCAAGUCUCAGGCACACACGCGGGAGGUGGCGCGCACCGCCGCCAACAAACUCAAAGAACUUUGUCCUCUGGAAACAGGCCUCCACAGCAGCAGCAAGGUGAACAUCCAGGAAUUUGACGAGGGAGCCGAGCCCACGGGAUUCUGGGAACCUCUCGGGAGGAGGGACAGGAAAGCGUACGACUGCAUGCUGCAAGACCCUGGCAGGUUUAACUUCUCACCACGUCUGUACCAGUUGAGCAGCAGCUCAGGGGAGUUUGCAGCUGUGGAGUAUCUGUACCCGGCCAGAGACCCCAAGGAGGUCAACUCCAUGCCGUUCCUACAGGAGGACCUUUACACAGCUUCCCAGCCAGGCCUGUUCCUGGUGGACAACCACCACGAGGUGUAUCUGUGGCAGGGCUGGUGGCCUCAAGACAGCGAAAGCACCGGCUCAGCCCGAAUCCGCUGGGACUCAGACAGGAAGUGUGCCAUGGAGACUGUGCUGCAGUACUGUCGAGAAAAGAACGAAAAGAAGCCUCCCAAAGCGUAUCUGAUCCACGCCGGUCUGGAGCCGCUCACCUUCACCAACAUGUUCCCCAGCUGGGAGCACAGAGAGGACAUCGCUGAGAUCACUGAGAGGGAGGCUGAGGUGUGUAACCAGAUCAUUCUAGUGGAGGACGUGUUGGCCAGGCUGUGUAAGACCACGUACCCUCUGGCAGAUCUCCUGGCCCGGCCGCUGCCCGAGGGCGUUGACCCUCUUCGGCUAGAGGUCUACCUGUCUGAUGAGGACUUUGAGGGUGUAGGGGCUGAUGGGAAGAAGGGCCUGGAGAUGACCAGAAGGGAGUACGGAGGUCUGCCUGGCUGGAAGCAAGUGAACGUGAAGAAAGCCAAAGGACUUUUCUAAACAGAAAAGCUGACCUGGGAGACACCAGGAUGUUGUUUUAGUCUCCUCUUCUGUUCACGUCUGGACACAAAAGAGGCUCAGGAGCUGCCACUCCUGAGGUAACCCUGUAAACAGACGAACGGACGAAGGGGAGGAAGGAAAGAAAGCGCUGAAGAGGUGAUCAAUGAACGAGAGGUGUGUGUCGGCUCCUUCCAUUUGUUGUCUCGAUAUUUUGGUUGUAUAAAGUAGGAAAACAGAUGUAGGCGGAUGCACUUCUGAGCGAUUGUGUUACAGCUCUUCUUUAAAGUCUGACGUCCAGGUCCAAGAACGUUAUUGAAUAUAAUGUAUGUACAUAUGUAGCAGAACAGCCCAGUGCCCUUACGUUGUCAGCCAUGCAGCCAUCUGUUAGUGGGGAGCAGGCCCGCCAGCCCGUUCAGCACACUCCACAUCAGACUCCCUGCUACUCCUCUAUGUAUGUUUUGUGCAUUACAAAUAAUUUAUAUUUAUCAAAAUCCAUAUAGUAAAUUUUUAUCGUGAAUAUUCACCGAGCUAAAAAAAAAAGACUGAAUAAAUAGUGUAAUUAAUGUGGAGGAGGUUUGUGUCAUAUGUUGAUAAAAUACUGGAUAUUACAGGAUUCUCUCUCUCGCUGUACAGUUCACCAUUUUGCCAUUUACAAAUGAUGCAGCUUUCGUCUAGUGUCAUUAUUGUUUGUGAUAGAAGAGAGGAUACAGGCUAUAAAGUGAUGAUGAAAUGUAUUUGAUUUUUAAAUCCCACAGUGUAUAGUGCCUUGCUUUUGUGUACAGUUUCUAUACAGAUCCUAGUCUGCAUUUUGAAGACUUUUUGUGAUAUAAAUAAAUAUUAGAAAAAAUAAACUCUGAAAGAUGGAAAGUUG
Molecule: messenger RNA, 8318 nt
Organism: Sebastes umbrosus (honeycomb rockfish)
Lineage: Eukaryota; Metazoa; Chordata; Actinopteri; Perciformes; Sebastidae
Gene: svila
Product: supervillin a
Exons: 44
Coding region: 257-7447 (2396 amino acids)
Biological process (GO): cytoskeleton organization; barbed-end actin filament capping; actin polymerization or depolymerization
Cellular component (GO): cytoplasm; actin cytoskeleton
Molecular function (GO): actin filament binding; phosphatidylinositol-4,5-bisphosphate binding
Source: RefSeq, a predicted model, not a curated record